Fusarium coffeatum is the source of this 1623-nucleotide messenger RNA. RefSeq lists its product as uncharacterized. The transcript has 2 exons. The coding region runs from base 1 to 1623 and encodes 540 amino acids. The record is from RefSeq and is a predicted model, not a curated record. Gene Ontology annotation, molecular function: oxidoreductase activity, acting on NAD(P)H; 2 iron, 2 sulfur cluster binding; flavin adenine dinucleotide binding. Lineage: Eukaryota; Fungi; Ascomycota; Sordariomycetes; Hypocreales; Nectriaceae. Gene Ontology annotation, cellular component: cytoplasm.
AUGUCUCAAGAAUACAAGCUCAAGGGCCUCUCGUCCCUUUCUCUUUCUCCAGGCGCCAAGCAGGAGGUUGAGGUCGAAGGUAUUGAGAAUGGCAAGGUUCUACUUGUAAACACUGGUGGCACAACACAGGCUUUGGGAUCCAAGUGUACUCAUUACGGCGCACCUCUCGCAAAGGGUGUUUUGACCAACGAUGGUCGCAUCACAUGUCCCUGGCACGGAGCCUGUUUUAAUGCGAAGACCGGCGAUAUUGAGGAUGCCCCCGCCCUCGACCAUCUCCCCGUAUUCCAAGUCACCGAACGAGACGGUGCCGUGUACGUCACUGGCGAAGAGAGCGCCAUCAAGUCCUCCAAGCGACAGCCCAACGUUUCAUGCAAGGGAUUCGGAGCCCUACAGGAAGACCAAGUCGUCAUUGUCGGUGGUGGUUCAGGCACACUGGGUGUUGUCGAGAGCCUCCGCGAGGAUGGAUGGAAGGGUGGCAUCACCGUUGUCUCGAACGAAGGCUACUACCCCAUUGACCGAACCAAGCUGAGCAAGGCUCUCAUGACCGACCUCGAUAAGUUGACCUGGCGAAACAAGGACUUCUAUGAAGGCGGCUCCAUCAAGUUCGUCAAUGGUUCGGUCAACAAUGUCGACUUCAACGGCCGUUUCGUUACAACUGAGGAGGGUGAGAAGAUCUCUUACACCAAGCUGGUUCUCGCAACUGGCGGUACCCCCAAGCGAUUGCCCCUCGACGGAUUCAAGAACCUCGAGAACAUCUUCACUCUUCGCAGUGUCCACGACACAAGAAAGAUUGUUGAGCAGAUUGGUGACAAGGGCAAGAAGAUUGUCGUCGUUGGAUCUUCGUUUAUCGGAAUGGAGUGUGCGGUUGCUACUGCCAGUGACAAUGAUGUGACUGUCGUCGGUAUGGAGAAUGUUCCUCUUGAGAGGGUCCUCGGUGAGAAGGUCGGUGCUGGUCUUCAAAAGGCACUUGAAGGCAAGGGAGUCAAGUUUUACAUGGGCGCGAGUGUCGACAAGGCCGAGCCCUCCUCAUCCGACUCUUCCAAGGUUGGUGCUGUGUGCCUCAAGGACGGUACUAAGCUGGAGGCCGAUUUGGUCGUUCUUGGAGUGGGUGUUUCCCCUGCGACCCAGUAUCUCCAGAACAACAGCAACAUCACACUCGAAAAAGACGGAUCUAUUAAAGUCAAUGACGACUACUCUGUCAGCGGUCUCCAGGAUGUGUACGCUAUUGGCGAUAUUGCAACCUUCCCUUACCAUGGACCUGGAGGUGAAGGUAAGCCUGUCCGCAUUGAGCACUGGAACGUUGCUCAAAAGGCGGGUCGUAUUGCCGCCCGUCACAUCGUCAGCCCUGGUGGAAAGACUGAGCACUUUAUUCCCAUCUUCUGGUCAGCUCUGGGAGCACAGCUGCGAUACUGUGGCAACACGAUGGCUUCUGGGUGGGACGACCUAGUCCUAGACGGCAGCGCGGAGGAGAACCAAUUCGUGGCGUACUACUGCAAGGGCGAAACGGUUGUGGCCAUGGCCAGCAUGGGCAGAGAUCCUGCCAUGGCCCAGAGUGCCGAAUUGAUGCGUGUAAACAAGAUGCCCACUAAGACGGAGCUCCAAGAGGGGAUCAGCGUCGUUUGA